AUGUCUACCCAACCAGCCUCAGCUACAUGUCCAUCCUAUAUGACCCAAGAUCUCUCAAAUCAACCUUUCCCGCCGAAUUCGCAAAAACGAUUGACCUCCACACCUACCUUGACAACGGAUGAUUACGAUCGUCUCGAUGGGUUGAUCCACCAUAUCCCUUGGUCUACUAGUAUCUUGACUUCAUCUGUGGAGAUUCAUGAAGACGUUGUAUGGUGGAUCGUAAGAUUAUGGACUCUAUCAGUACCUAGGAUCACGUCAUAUAUUAGCAAAUACGAAGGUGUCGAGAUAGAUCUGCAAGAUGAGGAUGAAUCGAGACCUCAAGACAGCCAUGAUGGAAGUAUUACGAAAUUAGACUCCAACGAAGAUGAGCAACAGACCGAACAUGAAAGAAGAGGGGGAGGAGAUUUAUAUGAUGAACAUACAAGACAGCUUUUCAUACAGGCUAUUCGAGAAGCUCAGAAGAUGGUCCAAACCCAGCAAUCUCAAGAGAGAACGAAAAAUGUGGAGAUUGAGAUGAUUACCUUCAGCAGCAAGACAGUAUUCGAUCCUUUGAAUCCUACUCAUAUGGAUGUAAUCCCAUCUGUCGAUUCACUCGUUCAUGCUUGGACAUUCGGUAAGAUCAGCCAUGAUUUUGAGAAUGACAUAUUCAAGGUAACUAUUCAAACGGAUCAAGGUGAUCUGGUUCUCCUUCAAGAUACGAACAAUCAAGAGAGAUCCGAGCUUCAAGACAUGCAUGCGGACGGUAUUGUGGAAAAGCCGAGGACGGAUGAAUUGAGCUACUGGUUCGCAAAACUUCUCGAGCAUGUUCGCGACCAUCCCAUAUCCCCAAUACCUAUCAGAACACCUACGAGAGGACCAAAAUUCGAUUUAAAUCCGCUCACGUCAGCUUGUAGGAACGCCAUCAAUACCGAAAGAAGAAAGAUAAAAGAACUCAAGAGGAAAUACGAUGAGAUGAUGAAUCAAGACAUCAAUUCCACUUUAUCUACAGAAGAGGAGAUAAGUGAGCAGCAAAAGUCGGAAGAGAGAUGGAAGAAAGUGAAUGAUUGGAUGGAAAGUCACUUCAACGGUAAGAAGGACAGAGAACAGAAACGAAUAGAACUGGAAAGGAAGACGGUUUGGGAAAGGUUGAAAAGUGAUCAAGAGAAAGGUAAAGUUGAGAGAAGGAAGGUCGAUGGACAACAACAACAGGAGGUGAUAAGACCGGUCAAAUUGUCACUCUUCGUCGGUGGGAGUAUCAGCGAUAAGAUUACUCGAUCUCGAUCUCGGGAUGUUGUCGAUACCUUUCAACAAACCGAUGGGAAUGGUUUGUCUAGAGGGAUCAGAAAGACUCAGUCUGGUACUAAUGGGAUCAUGGGCUCAGAGGGUCCGAUUCUUAAGAAACAGAAAAGUGUUCAUUUCGAUGCUUCGGCCAAACAGUAA
Messenger RNA from Kwoniella botswanensis, 1419 nucleotides. RefSeq lists its product as uncharacterized. The record is from RefSeq and is a predicted model, not a curated record. NCBI's taxonomy places the organism in Eukaryota, Fungi, Basidiomycota, Tremellomycetes, Tremellales, Cryptococcaceae. The transcript has 6 exons. Bases 1 to 1419 code for a protein of 472 amino acids.